Messenger RNA from Astyanax mexicanus (Mexican tetra), 3978 nucleotides. RefSeq names its product hephaestin-like 1b (gene hephl1b). The record is from RefSeq and is a predicted model, not a curated record. The coding region runs from base 43 to 3324 and encodes 1093 amino acids. Gene Ontology annotation, biological process: iron ion transport. NCBI's taxonomy places the organism in Eukaryota, Metazoa, Chordata, Actinopteri, Characiformes, Acestrorhamphidae. Gene Ontology annotation, cellular component: plasma membrane. The transcript is spliced from 19 exons. Gene Ontology annotation, molecular function: copper ion binding; oxidoreductase activity.
ACACACACGCACACACACAGUCUGCACCGUUACAGAGAGAGAAUGGAUGUCUGUGGGAGCUGCUGCUGGAUUUUGGGUCUGCUGGGUCUGUGCUCGGUUAUCGGGCAGAGUUCAGGAAUCACCCGAACUUUCUACAUCGCCGCCCGGGAGGAGGAGUGGGAUUACUGCCCGGGGGGAGUGAACCGGGUCAGCGGCAGCCCUGCAGCAUCGGACCAGCGUGCAUCCCUGUUCCUGCAGCAAGGGCCCCAUCGGAUUGGCCACAUAUAUAAAAAAGCUGUGUUCAGGCAGUACACAGAUGGGUCCUACACCCAGGAAGUCCCUAAACCUGUCUGGCUGGGCUAUCUGGGGCCUGUGCUCAGGGCUGAGGUUGGAGACGUUAUGGAGAUCCAUAUGAAGAACUUUGCAUUCAGAAGCUAUUCCAUGCACCCUCAUGGUGUCUUCUAUGAGAAGAACUCAGAGGGUGCUUUGUAUCCAGAUAAAACCUCUGGAGCACUGAAGCUGGAUGAUGGUGUUCCACCGAAUGGUACACACACCUAUAAAUGGACGGUGAAACCAGAAUACGCCCCCACUGAGGGGGAUUCCAACUGCCUGACUUGGGCUUAUCACUCACACGUACUUGCCUCUAAAGACAUCUCCUCUGGACUCAUCGGAGCCCUGCUGACCUGCAAGAAAGGAAGCCUAAAGUCUGUUUCUGGAGCAGGGAAUAACUACUCUCAAGUACAAAGAACAGAUGUGGAUCAGGACUUCCUCCUAAUGUUUAGUGUGGUGGAUGAGAAUCUCAGCUGGUACUUAGAGGAGAACAUCCACACUUUCUGCUCUGACCCUGCUGGCGUGGACGCAGAGGAUCCAGACUUCCAGCAUUCUAACAAAAUGAAUGCGAUCAAUGGAUAUGUAUAUGGAACCCUCCCUGGAAUUAAGUUGUGCCAGAACAGAACCGUGGCUUGGCAUCUCGUGGGCAUGGGAAACGAGGUGGACGUCCACUCAGCAUUUUUCCACGGCCACACGCUGCUCAUGCACGGUCACCGCGUCGACACCGUCAGCCUGUUUCCUGCCACUUUUCUCACUACAGAAAUGACCCCCUAUACCGCAGGAACAUGGCUUCUCAACUGCCAGGUCAACACCCAUAUACAAGAUGGCAUGCAGGCACUGUUUCGUGUUUCACCCUGUGGACUGCAGGGAGACUCCAUGGCGUCUCUGAACGGAACAGUGAGGGAGUAUUUCAUAGCUGCUGAGACGGUUAAGUGGAAGUAUGCCCCAACAGGAACGGACACUCUGACCAAUGUUUCACUGACUGAUAGACAAAGCCCCUCAGAGGUAUUUUUCGGGACGGGUGGUGGUCGUCUCGGUGGGGAGUAUAUGAAGGUGGUAUUCAGAGCUUACAGCGAUCACACAUUCACCAAUCCAGUGCCAAACACCGGAAGAGACACACACCUCGGCAUUCUGGGUCCUGUACUUCGUGCUGAGGUCGGGGAUAUUCUGCUGGUCACUUUUCUAAACAAUGCUGACAGGAGUUAUAGCAUCCAGCCCCACGGCCUCCAGUACAUGAAAGAAUUUGAGGGAGCCCAGUAUGAGAACGGCACAGAGAAGAACGGCUCUCACGUGCAGCCAGGAAAAUCCUUCACCUACAGGUGGCAGGUGAUGGAGGGGCCGUCUGAGAGUGACCCGCCCUGUAUCUCCUACCUGUACUUCUCCUCCAGUGACUCUAUCAGAGAUACUAACUCUGGCCUCAUCGGCCCCCUGCUGGUGUGUAAAAGAGGAGCUCUGAGCCCCAACAACACCCAGAGAGAUGUGGACCACGAGUUUUUCCUGCUUUUCUCUAUAUUGGAUGAAAACCUGAGCUGGUAUCUGGAGAAGAACAUACAGACAUAUGGAACGAAUGAGUCCAACCAAGAGGAUGAAGCCUUUAUGGAGAGCAAUAAGAUGCAUGCGGUGAAUGGCUACGUGUACGGGAACCUACCGGGGCUGGAGAUGUGUGAGGGUGACCGGAUCAGAUGGCACCUGCUGGGGCUCGGCACAGAGGUCGACGUGCAUGCAGUUCACUUCCAGGGCAACACCUUCAACAGAGAGGGCACCACACGGGACACACUCACCCUGUUCCCACACACCUCUCUGAGUGUGUUCAUGCAGCCAGACACAACCGGGCAGUUUGAGGUGAGCUGUCGGGUGAGUGAACACUACACAGGAGGGAUGAGGCUGCAGUACAGUGUGAGGAGCUGUAAGGAGAGCGUGUCUGCUCCAGCCGCUGUUCCUACAGUGCACUAUUUCAUCGCUGCAGAGGAACAGGAGUGGGAUUACUCACCUCAGCGCACCUGGGAGCUUCAGAACUUCAACACCACUGAACAGGACAGUCCAGGAAGUAUAUUUGUGGGGACGGGUGAUAACAGACUCGGCUCCAAAUAUAAGAAAGUGAUUUACAGGGAGUACACUGAUUCCACCUUCCAGACCAGGAAACAGCGAGAGCCUGCAGAGAAAUAUCUGGAAAUAUUGGGGCCAAUAAUCAGGGCAGAAGUUGGGGAUGUUCUGGAGAUAACAUUUAUGAAUAAAGCGAGUCGGCCAUACUCUAUACAGCCUCAUGGAGUAAAAACCUCUCCCCUACAUUCACAGCCUGUCCCACCUGGGAACAUCACCAGGCACCAGUGGAUCGUUCCAGAGAGGUCUGGCCCGGGCAUCUCUGACCCAAACUGCAUCUCGUUUGCAUAUUACUCUUCUGUAGACUUCAUUAAGGACACAAUUAGUGGGCUAAUUGGGCCACUAGUGAUCUGCAGGAAAGGAACACUGGGUCCAGACAGACAGAGGCUGGAUGUGGAUCGGGAGUUCGCUCUCCUCUUCUUUAUCUUUGAUGAGAAUAAGUCGUGGUAUCUGGAAGAAAAUAUUAAAACCUACUACACAGGCGCAAAACCUUUAAUUAGAGACGGAGACUUUCAGGAGAGCAACAAAAUGCACGCAAUCAAUGGCAAGCUAUAUGGCAAUCUUAAUGGACUGGAGAUGCAGAAAGGGGAGCGGGUGAACUGGUAUCUGCUGGGGAUGGGCAGUGAGGUGGAUAUGCACACUGUCCACCUGCAUGGCCAGACCUUUAUUUACAAGACAGACCUGAGCCAUCGAGCAGAUGUGUUCGACCUGUUCCCGAGCUCGUUUCAGACGGUGGAGAUGCUGGCAGACAGUGAGGGGACGUGGCUGUUACAUUGUCACGUUGCAGACCACAUCGAAGCAGGCAUGGAGACCACCUAUACCAUCCAGCCGCGUGCAGGUGGCAUUAGUGUGGGUCAGCACCUGAGCAGCAUCACGUGGAUCCUGGCUUUUAUAUCCACUGUUGGACUACUAUGAUAUGGGAUGAAGAAUGAAGCUUUAGAGUUCACUAUUUUCUUUUUUUAUUAGUAGCUGUGUUUUAAUUGCAUAAGAUGUAAAAUAAUGCAGAGUACAUUUAAAUAUUAAUGUUGGGUAUGUUUUAUAGAGUUUUUAGAUAGCAUUUUAUACUAUGUUUUCAGUGCGAGUCUUUAGUCACGUGUUAAAGAUCUGAUUAAUAGUUUUGCACUUGUUUCAAGUGUUUCAAUGCAGUCUUUUUUCUAAGGAUUUCCUUUAGGGUUAAUUAAGUUCUUUAAUGUAUCUAUCAAAACAGAAUGGAUAAAUUUAUUGGCAUACCUUUUUAUUCAGCGUUUUUUUUUUUAAUCAAGAAUAUUAAAAAGAGUUCAUCCUGAUUUUGUUUGAAUUAAUGUUUCUAUUGUAUUUAAGGCUAAACAUUGCACUAGAUUUAUGUGCAUUGCUGUGAAGAUUUGAUUGCAUUCAGUGAUUGCAUUGAUUGCAUUCAGCGUUGGUAAGGUGAGAAUGUUGGAUGUUUACCACUCCACCGCAUCCUUAAUUCCACAACUCAUCCUAAAAGUGCUGGAUGGAGAAACACCAUCAUUUCGAAGAACACAGUUCCACAGCUUAAUUCUAAGGGUCUUUAUACCCUAUUCACCCUAAUACCUAUUCUAUUGGCAA